Molecule: messenger RNA, 2309 nt
Organism: Brachypodium distachyon (stiff brome)
Lineage: Eukaryota; Viridiplantae; Streptophyta; Magnoliopsida; Poales; Poaceae
Product: cysteine--tRNA ligase CPS1, chloroplastic/mitochondrial
Exons: 10
Coding region: 324-2012 (562 amino acids)
Biological process (GO): cysteinyl-tRNA aminoacylation
Cellular component (GO): cytoplasm
Molecular function (GO): cysteine-tRNA ligase activity; ATP binding
Source: RefSeq, a predicted model, not a curated record
GGCGCUGCCCGGCCCAGCCCGUCUAGUAAUCUAUUCUCCCCGACGCGUAGAUCUUUCUCUCUGCUCGUGCUCGACCGAUCGAACGAACCCCAGUGUACCAGCCGCACACCGAACCCUAGCCGCCAGCGCAGCGCCAGCUGCCAAUCGCCCGAGGAGGCGACGAGCAGACGAGUCCGGCGACGCCCACCGUGCGCCGCCGCCGGUAACCCUCCCGUCCCUCCUCUGUCCUCUCCAGUGAACUGAAUCGAAUUUGUCGGUCCCAAAAAAAAUCGGUUCCGAGGAUUCUGCUACUAACUGCAACAUUUGGUGCGGUUCUAGGCAGGAUGGCGGAGAAUUCGUCGGCGCCGGCAGGGGCCACCCUUCUCUCCAACCUGACUAUGGCGGAUGAUUCGACUUCGCCGGCGACGACCACUCUGCCCUCCGUCCCCACGACGGGGGAGGAUAAGCCUAAGCCGUCGCCGCCGCAGCUGCAUCUCUUCAACUCGAUGACGAAGAAGAAGGAGCCCUUCGUACCUCGCGUGGAGGGCAAGGUCGGUAUGUACGUCUGCGGAGUCACGCCGUACGACUUCAGCCACAUCGGCCACGCCCGCGCCUACGUCGCCUUCGACGUCCUCUACAGGUAUCUUAAAUUCUUGGGUUAUGAAGUUGAAUACGUGCGCAACUUCACCGACAUCGAUGAUAAGAUUAUUGAUCGGGCAAACAAAGCUGGUGAAACUGUAACUAGCUUGAGCACUCGAUUCAUAAACGAGUUUCUUAUUGACAUGGCUAAGCUGCAGUGCUUACCUCCUACUUGUGAGCCACGUGUGACAGAACACAUUGAACACAUUAUAGACUUGAUUGCCGAGAUAAUCAAGAAUGACAAAGCUUAUGUAGAUGGCGAUGUUUUCUUCUCAAUUGACAGUUUUCCUGAGUAUAACAGUUUAUCUGGUAGGAACUUGGAUGAUAAUCGUCCUGGCUCACGUGUUGCUGUUGAUCCAAGAAAGCGGAACCGUAAUGACUUUGCAUUAUGGAAGGCUGCUAAGGAAGGUGAGCCUUUUUGGGAGAGCCCCUGGGGUCGUGGAAGGCCAGGAUGGCAUAUUGAAUGCAGCGCAAUGAGUGCGCACUACUUAGGACAUGUAUUUGAUAUCCAUGGUGGAGGGAAAGAUUUAAUUUUUCCUCAUCAUGAGAAUGAGCUUGCACAAAGCCGAGCUGCUUAUCCAGAUAGCGAGGUCAAAUGCUGGAUGCAUAAUGGCUUUGUUAACAAGGAUGAUGAGAAAAUGUCAAAAUCGCUUAAUAACUUCUUCUCGAUCAGAGAGAUUAUUACUCUGUACCAUCCUUUGGCCUUAAGAUUUUUCCUGAUGCGCACACAUUAUAAAUCUGAUGUGAAUCACUCUGAUAAAGCACUUGAGAUUGCAUCUGAUCGUGUAUAUUACAUUUAUCAGACUUUACAUGACUGUGAUGAAGUGUUGUCUUUAUAUCGUGAAGAGAAUAUAUCUGUUCCGGUCCCAGAUGAGGAGCAAAAACUGGUUGACGAACACCAUACAGCGUUUUUGGAUUCUAUGUCAGACGAUCUUAGAACUACAGAUGUUCUGGAUGGCUUCAUGGGCCUGUUGAAGGCAAUAAACAGCAAUUUGAAUGAUUUUAAGAAGCUGCAGCAAAAACUGGAACAACAGAAGAAGAAGCAACAACAGAAAAAGCAGCAGCAGAAGCAACAGCGGCCACAGAAACAGCCAGAAGAUCAUAUUCAAGCUCUGAUUUCUCUGGAGGCAGAAAUUAAAAAUAAACUAUCUAUCCUCGGUCUGAUGCCACCUUCAUCUUUGGUAGAGGUACUGAAGGAAUUGAAAGAAAAGGCAUUGAAGCGGGCAGGGUUGACCGAAGAAACAUUGCGUGAGCAGAUUGAGCAGAGAGUUGCUGCAAGGAACAACAAGCAGUUUGAUGUGUCUGACCAAAUCAGGAAGCAGCUUGCCAGUAAAGGCAUUGCCCUGAUGGAUGAACCUACUGGCACGGUGUGGAGACCAUGCGAACGAGAGUAGUCUGUGUAGCCGCGAUUAAUUCGUGCUUGGUCUAACAAAUGAUAGUGUUACAAUGAAUCAUCUGCCCAUCUAUUGCAUUGGUGUAGAUUGACACAUAGCACCGCUUUUGGAUGUGUUUACUAUAGGGGUUCGAAGCCCACUCACCAGAUGACACUUGUGUACCUGGCUGUGUUAGGAACAGAAGGCCCCAUUGACUGGUAUACUUAAGUACUGCGUGUUGAAUUCCUGGUUUGGAUUUGCACCUUAAAGUUCCAUAUAUAGUUGCAUUCGAAUGAAUAAAAUUAUGCGUUCGUGUUA